Punctularia strigosozonata HHB-11173 SS5 is the source of this 2664-nucleotide messenger RNA. Its product is annotated as BRO1-domain-containing protein. The record is from RefSeq and is a predicted model, not a curated record. Lineage: Eukaryota; Fungi; Basidiomycota; Agaricomycetes; Corticiales; Punctulariaceae. Gene Ontology annotation, molecular function: protein binding. Bases 1 to 2481 code for a protein of 826 amino acids. Gene Ontology annotation, cellular component: endosome. The transcript has 16 exons.
AUGUCCAACCAACUCGCGAUCCCGUUCAAGAAAACGUGGCCCCUCGAGCUGCGCGCCGCCGUGCGCGCGUACAUCGCCGCGAACCACCCGGAGACGCACCCGGACGCGUUCCAGUGGGAUGUUGAGCGAUGGGAGACGUUGCGCGCGCAGGCGAUGCCGGGAACUGUUCAUAUAGACAAGGUCGACCCCUAUAUACAGUACCAUGCUCAACUCGUGUUCAUCCUCACGAAGCUACCUCCUGCCAUCGGACUCGAGGUCCACUACGCCAGCGCCUUCGCGAAGCCUGACAUGGUCCCGCUCGCGCUCAACAAUCUCCUCCUCGAGCGCGCCGCCGUCGUGUUCAAUCUCGCCGCUCUCUACUCCCAGCUCGCCACACGCGAGGAUCGUACGAGUGGGGACGGAAUCCGGCGCGCCAGUGCGCUCUACCAGAACGCAGCAGGCACGCUGGAGUAUCUGGCUAACGCUGCGCUACCCAAGCUUCAGGAAUCAUUCGUGCCGGGCGAAGACCAGCCGAUCGACUUGGCAAAUGCGUCCGUGGAGAGCAUGCGGUGGCUAAUGCUCGCCCAGGCACAGGAGUGCAGCUGGCAACGAGCGACUACCGAUUCGAACUACAAGGAUGCGUUGAUCGCCAGGCUGGCAAUGGCGGUAUCCUCGUUCUAUGGAUCCGCGGCGUCUGCCCUUCGGAACGCGUCUUUCGAGGUGCAAAGCGCAUUCCCAUCCAACUGGUUGGCGUAUCUUGACGCGAAACGCGCGCACUUCGAGGCGGCGGCGCAGUAUCGCAAGGGCCAAGAUGACGCAAACCGGUCGCGGUUCGGCGAGCAGGUCGCCCGCCUGCGUUUCGCAAAGGCCACAGCUCAAGCGGCGUAUGAUACUGCCCGACGCGGUGGCGUGGCCAGUGCUGUAUUCAAUGAUGCUAAGUCGCUCCUCGACAAACUGACAAAGGAGCUCCCGCUCGCCGAACGAGACAACGACUACAUCUAUCACAAUGAUGUGCCGGACAUGUCCGCGCUUCCGGCGCCCGCUCCGGCUUCGAUCGUGCAGCCGAUCGUUCCACCUCUACUGCAGGAUCCAAAGAAGGCGGUCGGUGAGGGGCGGGUUGUGCUUGGGGAGCUUCUGGCGUGGGGCGCGAAGGAGGCUCUCAAUAUAUAUCAGCAUAGGCGGGAUGACUGGGUUGAGGAGGAGGUGCUGCAGAAGGCGGAAGAACUCGAUCGCGUCGCGGACAGUACGCUGCUCGCACUGAAUUUGCCGGCAACGCUUGACGCGCUCGACAGGCCGGUCGGGCUGCCGCCUAGCUUGCUCGCGCAGGUGGAUGAGGUGAGGCAGGAUGACGGGCCUGCGCGGGUGGAGGCGAUGAUCGUAGACGUGCGGCGGCUCGCGCGGCAGAACGAGAAGAUACUCGACGAGGCGAUGGAGGUCCUCGAUCAGGAAGCCGAGGAUGACGAAGAAGCGAGGAAAGAUUACGCUGGCGAGCCGCCUUGGCCGACGUCGUACGAGGCGAACGCGCCGCUCGUGGGCAAGGAAGCGAGGUAUCGUGCGGUGCUGGUCAAGGCGGCGGAUUCGGACGCGGAGGUGAGGAGGAAGUGGGAGGAGUGGGAGGAUGCCGUGAGGCGGCUUACAUGGGACGACGCUGAGCUAGAGGCGUAUGUGCCGUCGUCGACGGGAGCGGCAGUUGGGGACGGUCGCGGAACGCGGGCGGCGGCGCGCGAGGUGCGCGUGUUGCUUGAGUCGCUCGAUGAUCUGCGGCGGGAUAGGGCGGCGAUCGUGAGGCGGACGAAGGUGGCCGUGGAGAUGGAUGAUAUCCGGCCGCGCAUAUUGAGGGCGGCGGCAAACAUUGAGAGGUGGGCGGAGGUGCGGCCGGCAAUGUUUGAGGACGUGUUGGAGGAGGAGAUGCGCAAGUUUGAGAGGUUUGCGGAGGACCUGACUGGGCAGGCGCGCGAGCAGGGCGAGAUGCUGGAGGUGUUAAAGCGCAAGAAUGAGGUGUUCUUGUUGUCCAGGGUCGAUGACCCGUCCGUGAAGGAGCGCGAACGCGGGCUACAAUCGCUCGGACUCGCGUACCACAAGUAUAAGGAGAUCAUGCGGAACUUGGAGGAGGGUCUGAAGUUUUACAAUGAUCUUGGGGGUCUCCUCAGCAAGUUCAGAGAGUCGUGCGGAGAGUUCGCUCGUGAGAGGCGAGCGAAUAUUGAACAUCUGCCGCACUCCAUGCAGAGUAUGUCGCUGCGAGAUGGAUCCGCCAGCUCGGCCCGUGCAAAGGGGGGGAUGAAGGAGCUUCCCGCAGCAGCCAAUGCGACCGCGUCUAGCCCUCCCAGACUACCCGACGUUCCAGCUGCCACUCCGCAGAGGAGCAAGGGGGAGACGCUCAACUUGGCGCUGCCGCCGCCAAACUCGGAUGACUGGGAGACAUCGGAUUCGUGGAAGCCGAGGGCGCCGAACCAGCCCAAGCAAGAGAAAGAGAAGAUGUCCCGGAAAGCGAUGCCAGCAUGACGGGAAAUGGCCCUCGUCGAUGGUAUGUAUACUUCAAACGUACCUACUGUCAGAGCGUCGCGAGCUAUGAGAGCGUUCGUCCAAUGAUGAAAUGGCCAAUGAAUUAUAUUCGGUAUGUUUGCUGCCUCGCUCAAGAGGGAAAGCAAAACGGCUGGUUAGCGUGCAUUACCAAUUACAAUACCG